Molecule: messenger RNA, 1473 nt
Organism: Histoplasma capsulatum G186AR
Lineage: Eukaryota; Fungi; Ascomycota; Eurotiomycetes; Onygenales; Ajellomycetaceae
Product: NAM9+ protein
Exons: 3
Coding region: 1-1473 (490 amino acids)
Biological process (GO): positive regulation of translational fidelity
Cellular component (GO): mitochondrial small ribosomal subunit
Molecular function (GO): structural constituent of ribosome; rRNA binding
Source: RefSeq, a predicted model, not a curated record
AUGAGGUCGGAUCCCUGGAAGCUCGUCAAGGCUGGGAGGAGACCGGCGAAAGUUCUUCAAUCAUGGAACAAAGUCAACCUCUACAACCUCAAACACGCCAGCAUCCCCCAUACCUCCUCCAAAACAUUCUUCCAGCAGAAAUGGAUCGCCAAGUCCCUCGCCCGCACAUACCACGGCGAGCAGGUCCGCGAAUCGCAGUGGGAGAAAAUGUUCUCCCGUCGCUUGCGUUCCGUCGUGCCCAUGGAUGCCAAUUACCUCGCCCGUAACGACGGUUCCUUCGAAUCCGCCGGUCGAGGAUCCGGCUUGGAAGGUGUUGGUCCGCGUAGGGCCCCGCUCACGCCCCAUAUGCAGAUGACCUUUGCGCCGCUGGAGCGGAGGCUGGAUGUCGCUAUCUUCCGUGCCAUGUUUGCUAGCAGCACGAGGCAGGCGAGGCAGUUUGUUAUUCAUGGUUCCGUUACUGUCAAUGGGAAGAAGAUGAGAUACCCAGGAUACCUUUUGAACCCGGGCGAUCUUUUCCAAGUAGAUCCCGAACGAGUGAUGUUUGCGACGGGCGCGCCCAAGGACCCCCAACAACGCCGCAGAGGUCGUAAACGGCGCAACCGGACCCCGGUGGAAGCAGCCAGGGAUGAAACCGCCAAUGCAGCCGCAGAAACAUCUGCGCCCAUUGAAGGAGCUGAGACGCCUGCGGAAAACGCAGAAGAAGCAGAGAAACCUAUUGAAAAAGCUGAACAGAAAGAACUAUCUCCCGACGAAGCCCGGAAUACAUUAACCCGCCUCCUUUCCCAGGCCAAGGAGUUCAUGAACAACAAGGAUGUCUCCGCCCCUGCGCAGAGGCUCAACCUCAACAACUUCCGCAAGGGUGUCCGACAAGCCCUCUCCAGUGCCUUCUCCAGCACCGAUGUCGUCGAAGACCUCGAAGCCCAAUUCCUCCAACUAAAAGCCCUAGCCGAUAUAUCCCCCUCCAAAUCAAAACCCACAACCGAACCCUCCACUUCAAGCCACGCCUCCACCACCACUUCCUCAACCUCCUCCGCCAAUCUCCCCGAAUCCGUCCUCCCAACCCCGCCACCCCACGAAAAAUCCUCCGCGAAACCCACAUCCACCCCAAGCACCCCUCAAGACCCCGUCCUCGCCGCCGCCCUCAAACAAGCCAUCGAAAACCCCACCGCCCCGCUGGACGAAGCCACGCACCCCCAGAUCUCCGAGGAAGACCUUACCGUCCUUCGCCAGGCCCUGUACCAGCUGCACGAGAACCCGAUCGACAGUCUGAAGCCGUACGCCACCCCCUGGCGGCCGCGCGACUACAUGAGCGCCUUCGCGUUCAUCCCGCGCUACCUGGAGGUGAACCAGAAUAUCUGCGCCGCCGUGUAUCUGCGCCAUCCCGUCGCGAGGCCGGGCCGGUCGGAGGUGCCGUCGCCGUAUCCUGAUUCUGUGAACGGCGCGGCGUUUGUGUGGUAUUUGAGGCGGAGGUAG